Molecule: messenger RNA, 1490 nt
Organism: Penaeus vannamei (Pacific white shrimp)
Lineage: Eukaryota; Metazoa; Arthropoda; Malacostraca; Decapoda; Penaeidae
Gene: eca
Product: transmembrane p24 trafficking protein eclair
Biological process (GO): Golgi organization; endoplasmic reticulum to Golgi vesicle-mediated transport; intracellular protein transport
Cellular component (GO): endoplasmic reticulum-Golgi intermediate compartment; endoplasmic reticulum; Golgi apparatus
Source: RefSeq, a predicted model, not a curated record
UCGCUUGAAGCAGCGGUGUUGUCAGUCGAGAAGGGAAAGCAAGAUGACGUCCAAAACAUUUCUCUCAAUAUGCCUUAUUUUAGGCGUCUUUUGUGCGUUUUCUGAGGGCCUGUACUUCCACAUUGGUGAAACGGAAAGAAAAUGUUUCAUCGAAGAGAUUCCCGAUGAGACAAUGGUCACAGGCAAUUACAAGCUACAACUUUUUGACCCACGAACUGGUGGUUUCAUGCCAUCAUCGCCUGGGCUUGGAAUGCAUGUAGAGAUAAGAGAUCCAGAUGACAAAAUUAUUCUUUCCAGGGUGUAUAGCAGUGAGGGUCGUUUCACUUUCACUUCACACACUCCUGGAGAACACGUCAUCUGCUUGUACUCCAACUCCACGAAGUGGUUCUCAGGAUCACAGCUGCGUGUGCACUUCGACAUCCAAGUUGGAGAGCAUGCAAUUGAUUAUGCUAAUGUUGCCCAGAAGGAGAAGUUGACAGAACUCCAACUCAGAGUGCGACAGCUGCUGGAUCAAGUUGACCAGAUUGCCAAAGAACAAAACUACCAGAGGUAUCGUGAGGAACGCUUCCGACAGACUUCUGACAGCACAAAUCAGCGAGUUCUUUGGUGGUCCAUCAGUCAGAUUGGCAUUUUAGUUGGCAUGGGCUUCUGGCAGAUGCGUCACCUGAAGAGUUUCUUUGAAGCCAAGAAACUGGUGUAAUUACUGGGGAAGAAUGUAGGAUUUAUUUAUAUAUAAUGUUUUUUUUUUUCUACCACCUUUAAAACUCCAGGCUUAGAGCACCAUGAUUAACAAAAAAUAGCCAGUGUUCCUUUCAUUAAAAGAUUGUGGUAAAAUUCAUCUGUUUUGACAGUGGGUCACUUAUAACUUCCUUUGAUAGGGGAAGAAUGUACCUGCAUUUUCUCUAAAUUUGAUAAGUGGCCCAGAAAUGGAGUAUGACAUCAGGUAUUGUAUAACAAGAAUCUUGAAUGUGAAAUUCCAACCUUAAUGUAUAAAAGCAAAAAUAUCUUCUGCAAAUGUUCUCUGUUCAUGUUUCUCAUUUCAUCUUGUCCUUUUAUGAUGUGUUGAGGGCCUUGAGCAUCGCUUUGUUUUGCUAUGCUUCAGAUACUGAUCAGGUUAUAGAUUUGCCAUACAUGCUGCAGAAAGAAUGAUAAAGCUUUGACCUUUUCUUCCAUAGAAAGAAUGUAUGCACUAGCUGGGUGUAAAUAUCACUUGUGAUUAGAUUAUUAUUGAUGACAAAAUAAAUGGGAAAAGUAAUUUUUUUUACUUUUUCAUUUUCUUUUUUGUUUCUAGUAAAUACUUAUGGUAAUAAAGAUGGAAUUAAAGUUUGAGGUUUCAAAAAGAUUGGAUAUGUUAUGGUUUUAGACAUUAUGUAAUGUCACUUUAUUGCUAAAUACUGAAGAAUCUUUGCACCUUUUUUGUAUCGUUUCCUGUAAUUGUUGAAGUAUGAGUUGGUCUAGAAAACAUUUUUUUAAUAAAACAAACUUGUUUA